UUUCUAUUCUAUUCCGGAACAGAUUAUAAAUUUUUCUAAUUCACAUUAGUAAAUUUUUUUUCCUUCUAAACUGCUACGCUUAUAAAUACCACAGAAAAUGAAAAAGACAGUUCAGUUUCAAUUUCAUAAUCGAGGAAUUUUAUUUUAAGAGUUAAAAUGAGAUUCUAUUUAAUCACAACAUUAUUGUUAAUAACAAUAUGUGUGCUUGCUGAUGUUUCGGCUAAAAAAUCAUUCAAAACACAUCGAUCAAAGAGACAAAAUGAAGCACAAGAUGAGACAACGACGGCAGCAAAUGAAGCACAAGAUGAGACAACUACGGCAGCAAAUGAAGCAGAAAUAAAACCAGAAGCGGAAAAUAAUAAAAAUCCAACAGAAAUAAAAGCUCAACCAGAGGAGAAAAAUGAAAAUUCACCGGCUAAUAAUGAAGGUAAAUCGGAAAAUAAGGAAAAAGAUAAGAAAAAUGAUUCCUCGAGCGAAGAGUCAGAUGAAUCAUCAAAUAAAAAAAAAUCCCGAAGAAGUUUGAAAUUAAUUGACGAUAUAUCUAAAAGUAAAAGUGACGAAUCCAAGAAAAUGAAGCGAAUCAAAAGAAGAAUAAGAUCUCAUAAUGGAAAUAAUAGAUUGGAAAAAAAUUUUGAAGAAUUCAGAAAAAUGAAAAAAUUACGAAGAAGUUUACAAGAUAAGGCUGACGAGUCUAGUAAGAGUGAUAAGUCAAAGGAGAAACAUCAAAAAAUGCGAAGAAGUUUAUUGGCAGACGAAAAAGACAAGAGCAAAAGUGAUAAAUCAAAAGAGGAACAUCAAAAACUGCGAAGAAGUUUGUUAGGAAACGAAGAGGACAAAAGUAAAAGUGAUAAAUCGAAGGAGCAUCAAAAAAUGCGAAGAAGUUUGUUAGCAGACGAAAAGGACAAAAGCAAAAGUGAUAAAUCAAAAGAAGAGAAACAUCAAAAAAUGCGAAGAAGUUUGUUAGCAGACGAAAAGGACAAAAGCAAAAGUGAUAAAUCAAAAGAAGAGGAACAUCAAAAAAUGCGAAGAAGUUUGUUAGCAGACGAAAAGGACAAAAGCAAAAGUGAUAAAUCAAAAGAAGAGAAACAUCAAAAAAUGCGAAGAAGUUUGUUAGCAGACGAAAAGGACAAAAGCAAAAGUGAUAAAUCAAAAGAAGAGAAACAUCAAAAAAUGCGAAGAAGUUUGUUAGCAGACGAAAAGGACAAAAGCAAAAGUGAUAAAUCAAAAGAAGAGAAACAUCAAAAAAUGCGAAGAGGUUUCUUAGCAAAUGAAGAGAACCAAAGUAAAAGUGAUAAAUCAAAAGAGGAAAAUCUAAAAAUGCGAAGAAGUUUACUAGAAAACGAAGAGGACAAAAGUAAAAGUGAUAAAUCAAAAGAGCAUCAUCAACAAAUUAGAAGAAGUUUGUCAGAAAACGAAGAGGACAAAAGUAAAAGUGAUAAAUCAAAAGAGCAUCAUCAACACAUGCGAAGAAGUUUAUCAGAAAACGAAGAGUAAGCAAAUAGCAAAAGCGACAUAUGUCAAGAAUUUUGCUAGAAAACGAAAACUUUAGAAAAGAGGGAUGCACCAAAGAAAAUAAAAAGUCUGCAAAAAAUACUUUUACAACAAAUAUUGUUAUUAAAUAAUGAAAUACAGAAAAAUAAAUUUGUAUACAACCGUCAUUUACAAUAAAAUUUUCUAUAUUUUCAAAAAAUGUACAAAGUUAUAUUUUAACAACGUAAAUAAAUAUUUACAUUCCACAUUAUGAUUCCUAAGUUUAGAUACUUUUUGUGUCGAUGAUAUUUUUAACGUAAAAAUAGAUAGAGAGUGAAAUAAAUUGUUUUCUCAUAAUCUUUCAAUCACUAGGAAUUAUUUGAUCUGAAAGGAAAAAUUUUAUAUUGUAUUAAAUUUGAGUCUGAAGAAUA
Leptopilina heterotoma is the source of this 1901-nucleotide messenger RNA. Its product is annotated as splicing regulatory glutamine/lysine-rich protein 1-like. The transcript has 2 exons. The record is from RefSeq and is a predicted model, not a curated record. Lineage: Eukaryota; Metazoa; Arthropoda; Insecta; Hymenoptera; Figitidae. The coding region runs from base 157 to 1494 and encodes 445 amino acids.